UCGAGGUUGGUGCCUGUCACGACCGAAAAUUGUAGACCGCCCAAUAUUGACUUCAUCCGUGAUCAUCAGGAAAUUCUCACUCCCAGGUAUUGCUGACACCUCGUUUCCAAAACGCUGCCAUUUCCCACCUGUUUUUGUUUGCGCUGCGUUGUGUCCCAACACUGGAGAUUUGAGUGCAGUGCACAAAAUUGUUGGCGUAGGCAGGAACCUGGCCAUCUUGAAAAGAUAUGUCGUGCGGGAUCAAACGUCAACAGAAUAGUGUUUAUCUCCCGACACAUGCGGUGUAGAAUUUUUAAUCAGGGUUAAAUCUCGUUUCGGUGCUGCUGGAAACGCUGACAUAUUGCUCAGUGAGAAAAUUCAGUGAUUUUUAAUAAUGAAUCGUGGGGACGGGCUUGUUCAACGACGUAGGGUAGUGAACAGCAGUAGUGGCAGUGGUUUCGAUCAGGAUGGUUCCAACGAUGCUGGAGGACAUCCUGACUUGCUGUCAGGUCAUGGAAGUGAAGCCGACAGUUCCUCGCAAAAGGACCUUAAUUCUAACCCCACUGUCGACGAGGAUUCCGAUAAGGAAACUAGAUUGACUCUCAUGGAGGAGGUUCUGCUGCUAGGGCUCAAAGAUAAGGAGGGCUACACAUCGUUCUGGAAUGACUGUAUAAGUUCAGGACUUCGUGGCUGCAUCUUAGCAGAACUGGGACUUCGGGGUCGAGUGGAGCUCGAAAAAGCUCAAUUGCGGAAAAGGGGAUUGUUGUCCCGGAAACUAAUAUUAAAAAGCAGUGCACCUACUGGUGAUGUUUUACUGGAUGAAGCUUUAAAGCACAUAAGAGAAACUGAUCCUCCAGAAACUGUACAGAGCUGGAUCGAAUACUUGAGUGGCGAAACUUGGAAUCCUCUGAAGUUGAAAUAUCAAUUGAAGAACGUAAGGGAAAGGCUAGCAAAAAAUCUGGUUGAAAAAGGAGUUCUCACUACUGAAAAACAAAAUUUCCUUCUUUUCGAUAUGACAACUCACCCACUCACAGAUAAUCUCGCUAAGACGAGACUCGUUAAAAAGAUUCAAGAAGCAGUCCUGAGUCGUUGGGUCAACGACGCCGCUCGAAUGGAUCGGCGAAUAUUGCCGCUAAUUGUUUUAGCUCACGCAGCUGAUGUACUUGAAAAUGCUUUUGCUCCUCUCUCGGACGACGAUUACGAAUUAGCGAUGCGACGAGUACGAUGGCUUUUGGAUCUUGACUUUGAAGCAGAGGCUGCAAAACCUAAUGCCAAUCCUAUGCUUUGGGCUGUGUUUGCUGCCUUCACAAAGUAACACCCGAUUUUCACCCUAGGAAUACGCAGAUUAAGUAAUGUAUACUAGGCUGAAAUGAAAAAUUGAAACGUCUGUUGAUGGUGUCGUUUACCACGAUUAUAAACGAUUGAGUAAUCCUGUACUCCUGUAAAGUAAUUUCAGAUUAGGCAUCCUUUAUUUCCUAAUUUAAUAUACUGUACUGAUAUUUCCCGAUGAAUCUGUGUGCAAGCUUCGAGGUAUAGUUGCCAGCCCUAUAAUUACUUAGAUUCAGAACAAAUAACAUAAAUAUUCAGGCAAAAACAAUGAAGGAUCUAGAGAAAUUCUUAGAUCUCGGGCAUUUUUACGAAUGCAAUACUUGGAAAGUAUUUUAUCACAGAUGCAAAAUCAAAAUGUUGCCUAGGAAAACUGGCAACCCUGCUCUCGAGAACCAAUCAAGCGAGUGUGAAAUUCCCCAUGUGUCUGUGCCAUGCUAAAUUUGAAUUUCGAUCAACUUUGUCGGGCUUUCCGCAGAAUUUCUUUCUUAAGAUUUUAAUAAAAGACGAAUGAAAUUUUACUAUCGGGUUUUUCUUAGUGGUAGUGAAAUAAUUCACAUCCAAGCAUUUGUGUAGACGAAAAACGUUGCUGAGAUAGGAAUCGGGUUUAAUAAUGAAACUUUUUGAAAGAACGAAAAAUCUGUUUAUUAAUCUCGGAAAUGUAAUUUUAGUAAAGAUAAUUUUUUAGAGAUAAUUCCGAGAAGUCGUUAAUAAUCUGUAUAGUGAAUACUGUAUAACUCAAAUUGACGAUGAUCUUUCUGUAAUAUAUUUGUUAAAUUAUGAAAUACACUAAGGUGAAAGAAAAUGCUGGGUAGAAGAAAUAUGCCGUUUCCUAAGGCAUUCUGUAUGAAAUAGUGUAUAUACUUCAUUUAUAUGCAACAUUUUUGUGUACUAAACACUUGUUACGAAUAUACUUUGGAUUAUUGUAAAAUAUUGUAGCUCCUUAGAUUUAUCAUAUUAAAUAGAGAUUAUUGAUUUCAUUCAAAUAGUUGUCGUCUACUUUUUAAGCGUAUCUUUUCAUGCACAAUAAAGAAAAGAUUCAUCUUCCCAAGCCUGCCAGCUAGUCACUUUUUAAAUAAAUUUUUCAAAACUUUUUUUUCUUACUUCUCCCUUUCCUUUUUAUUUUUCCACAUUUGAUAAACGUGCAAAUAAUUUCAUAUUUUUAAAUUUCAAAUUUAAGAUUUAAAAUGUACAAUUAUAAAUGAAGGGUUCAAAAUUCUUUGAAAUUAAAGUCUCGAAAAUUAAGCAAUUUUAAAAAGUAAACGUGCUUGAACUAUUACAAUUUGAAAUGCUAGAAAUUUUGAAAUUAUAAGUGCUUGAAAUCAGCUUUACAGAAAGUUUUCUGUGACUUAAGAAUCGAAAUGAUAUUAUUAGUCAUGUCUUAUGAAAGAAAAAGCAUUCCUUUUUACAGUAGUCCAAAUUCAACCAUUUUGCAAAAGUGGAUAAGAAGCUAUAGAAAGAAGAAAUACAAUUGCAAAAAACAUUUUUAGAGUAAAGGGUCUUUCUAAGUUAUCACAUUUUUUAUUAAAAAUCUUGUCUUUUUUUUCAUGAUAUCAGUAAUAUUAUUUGGAUUCUUAAAAUCAUAUCAGUUAAAUUCUGGUAUUAAUUGAAAUAAAAAUACUUGCUGGUUAGGCAUUCAUCGAAAUUGUAGUGUACUUAUCAAAUUCCAGUAGCUAUUUUUUAAUUAUUUUCAUCUUAUACUCGGUUUUUUUCAUCAUUAACUGAACUGCCACUUAGCUCUUCGGCUUCUAAGUUGAAGUGUGAUGAAUUUAAAAGAUAUUUAAAUUUAACAUGGCUUGUGUUGUAUGUAGUAUGUGUAAAAAGUGAGAAUCAGGCUUUGGGUUAGAAUUGCUAUUUCAGUCCGUCGUAAUCUUGAAUGUUAUCAUGAUUAGUUAUUUAUUGAGAAUUUUAUAACUCCAUUAUAAUUUUUUUUUAAGAUUUAAUAAUGAAAACUUUUUAUGAAUUUUAAGACUGGAUGGAUGACUAAUGUUCUUGUAAUAUAUAUUUGAAUAUAUAAGCAUAAUAAUUAAUUAAUCUUUCUACAAGAACAUAAAUUGAUAAAUAUUUUCAAAUCGUUUUUAUUUAAGACAUCAGCGUGCAUUUAAAUCAAUUUUACAUUUUUCACUUCGGUGCCUAUAUAAGUAAAAUGGUACAUCUUUGGUUUCUCAUGUAAAAUUUUACUUGUUUCUAGUCACAGUGCUUACGGAUUAAAAGCUAAUUCGAACUUUUGAUCUUAUGAAGCCUCCUUUUUUAAGUGCUCACGUUUUCGUAGGUAUAUCAUUCCGGGAUUUAUAAAAAACAAUAAUGUUAACAUUCGCGAUUUUGAUUGUUUUUAGGAUUCUGUGCGUGGGUUGUAAAGAUGAAUGCAAAAUGGGCUCAUUGGUAGUGUAAAAAGGCAUGUGGAGAUGUAGUUGAUAAAAUUGUGUACAGUGUGAGUACGAGACUAUGAAUGAGGUGAAGUCUGGGGUGUGAUCAUAGCCAAUUAAUUUUACUCGAGGUGAUAAAAGAACGAAUAUAAUCCAUUUGAAUUUGAAUCUUAUUUUACCUUCAUUUGAUACAAGUUACAGAUAAUUGUACAAAUAUUGUUUAGAACAAGAUAUGUUAGGUAUAGUAUAUUUACAAAUAAUCGUUACUUAUGAAUUAUCGUAACAUAAUCAUCAUUAUUAUUAAGCAUUGUACCAACCGAGUCUAAUAAAAUUCUGCAAAAUACAUGAUAAA
This is a messenger RNA of Belonocnema kinseyi, 4023 nucleotides long. It is a transcript of the gene sau, whose product is annotated as Golgi phosphoprotein 3 homolog sauron. The transcript has 4 exons. Gene Ontology annotation, cellular component: Golgi cisterna; cytosol; trans-Golgi network. The record is from RefSeq and is a predicted model, not a curated record. Gene Ontology annotation, molecular function: phosphatidylinositol-4-phosphate binding. Gene Ontology annotation, biological process: Golgi to plasma membrane protein transport; Golgi organization; Golgi vesicle budding. Bases 374 to 1294 code for a protein of 306 amino acids. Lineage: Eukaryota; Metazoa; Arthropoda; Insecta; Hymenoptera; Cynipidae.